AUGACGGAAAAAAGCGAAAGCUCUCCUAGAGAUGAAAGUGUGGUUGAAAUGUCUGGCUCCACAAAGAUCGUCAGUCCGAGCACCAUGCUGUUUCCCGAGGAAGACAAAAGACUGCUACGCAAAAUUGAUAUUUGUCUUCUUCCAAUCAUGGCCAUGUGCUACAUGUUCCAGUUCCUCGACAAGUCCGCAUUGAGCCUGACAGCAAUCUUGGGUAUACGUGAAGACCUUGGUAUUUCCGGGAGCGCAUACUCUUGGGCAAAUAGUGUUUACUACUUUGGGUAUCUCAUCGCAUCAUAUCCAGCCGCGGCUCUCAUGGUUCGCCUACCUACUGGAAAGACCAUUGCGGCGUCAAUCUUUUUCUGGGGCUGCGUUCUCAUUUUGACACCGCUCUGCUUCAACAGCGCUGGUCUUCUCGCGAACCGUUUUUUCCUUGGCGUCACGGAAGCCGCCGUUGCGCCGGGAUUAGGUGUACUCAUCUCCAUGUGGUAUAAGCGAUCUGAACAACCUCUUCGACAGGCAGCAUGGUUUCUCGGAAGCCCAUUCGCAGGAAUGAUUGGCGGGUUAGUGGGCUAUGGAAUCGGUCAUGUACACAGCAUCCCAUCGUGGAAGGCCAUUUUCGCAAUUUUUGGCGCUGCUACAAUUGCAUGGGGCAUCGCAAUGUUCAUUGCCCUGCCCGAUGUGCCCACCAAAGCAUUCUUCUUGAGCAAGGAAGACCGCGAAAAAGCCAUCAUACGAGUGCAGGACAACAUGACUGGCAUCAAGAACAAUCAGAUCAAGUGGGCGCAAGUGCGUGAGGCGUUCGCUGAUACAAAGUUGUGGCUUCUCGUUGGAAUUCAGCUCUGCUACAACAUUCCGAAUGGCGGUGUUGCAAGCUUUGGUCCCAUUGUCAUCAAAGGCAUGGGGUUUAGCACAUUUUCGACAUUGCUUCUCAACAGUUUAACAUUUGCUUUCCAGGCUGUUUUUGUUAUUAUUGCGACAGCUGGAAGUACAUAUCUGCGCAAUACUCGAACCCUUUGGAUAGCAUGGGGAUUCUCACUGUCGCUGGCUGGCGCCAUCAUGAUUCGUGUUCUUGACCCGGCUCAAAAGUGGUCUCGUUUCAUCGGAGUUUGCUUCUUGUUCGGGUACGCUUGCGCCUUUCCACUCAAUGUUUCAAUGAUCACCAGCAACACUGGAGGCUUCACAAAGAAGAUGACGAUGAAUUCAAUGAUCUUCAUCGCAUACUGUGUUGGAAACAUUAUAGGCCCACAACUCUUCUUUGCGAGAGAGUCGCCAAGUUACACCUCUGGCUUUCUAGCCAUGUUGGUAUGCUACGCAGGUGGCAUACUUCUGUCCGUCAUGCUUCGGUACUACCUCGUAUGGGAGAACCGUCGUCGGGACAAGGCAGCGGGGAAUACGGUAAAGCUAGUCGACGUUGAGGCCAUUAACCAGGCUGACUUGACAGACAAGGAGAUUGCAGAGUUCAGAUAUGUCUAUUAA
Molecule: messenger RNA, 1476 nt
Organism: Beauveria bassiana ARSEF 2860
Lineage: Eukaryota; Fungi; Ascomycota; Sordariomycetes; Hypocreales; Cordycipitaceae
Product: MFS allantoate transporter, putative
Exons: 5
Coding region: 1-1476 (491 amino acids)
Biological process (GO): dipeptide transport; transmembrane transport; tripeptide transport
Cellular component (GO): plasma membrane
Molecular function (GO): allantoate transmembrane transporter activity; dipeptide transmembrane transporter activity
Source: RefSeq, a predicted model, not a curated record